Funneliformis caledonium is the source of this 2073-nucleotide messenger RNA. Lineage: Eukaryota; Fungi; Glomeromycota; Glomeromycetes; Glomerales; Glomeraceae. The record is from the annotation of a GenBank genome assembly.
AUGGCCUGGCAAGGCCCCGCCAUUAUGAUAUACAAUAAUGCAAUUUUCAAGACGAACGAUUUUGAUUCGCUUAUGCAGAUACGUGUUGGUGGGAAACAAGGCGAUGAUACAAUGAUUGGGAAACAUGAGUUAGGUUUAAACCCGUGUUACCACUUUACCGAUGUUCCGAGUUUUAUAAGCGAUUCUAUUGCGUUCUUGGAUCCUCAUGAGAAGUUCUUGACAAGAAGACAUGGCAUCGAAGGCAUCGAUUUCCGUUCGACUUUUCGAGGAACACUAUUUCGAAUACCACUUCAGAAACAACCAAGUGAUAUAUCCGACAGUAUUUUUGCCACAGAUCAAACUCUCGAAUUGUUCACGAAGAAUAUAUCGGGAUUGACUGAAAAUGACUAUUGGAUUAUUGUCACCGGUGCUCAUUCAAAUCCUGAAGAUCAUCAGUUGAAAAAAUAUGUAAAACGAUAUCGAUUACGCGUAUUAGGAGGAAUUGCUGCAUUAUAUAAAAUUUCGAAAGAUGAUAAUAACCGGCGCGACUUUGUAUUCGAAAAUGUUGCUGAAUUACAUAGCAGUUAUGGUUCAGAUCGUAGAAAGUUAUUAAUGGAAAGAGAUUAUUCGUCGGAUAUAGAUCGUCAGAAGCUCAAUUGGAACAGGCAUAUUCUGCUUGAUUUUCUUCCUAAUCUUUUUAAUCUUAUAACAAAAGUUGUUGAAUUGAAUUAUUCAAAGUACGCAAUUGAAUACGGUUUCAAAGUACUCGAACAUUUAUUACAAAACGAUGAAAUAUUGAUUAAUGGGUUCCGAUUAGAUCCAAGUUUCAAGUCACUGCUCCGUUCUCUUCCUAUUUGGUCGACGAUUUCUCAUCCGGAACGCUCCAUUUCUGAUAGCUAUAAUCCGUUAGAUGAAGAUCCAAAGAAACUUUUAAAACCAGCUUCAUGCGGAUAUAUUUUGACAAAUUCCUUUCACCAACAUCGAAUAAAGACUCGUUCAAUUUUUUUGGAUGCAAGUAACAAUAAUAGUCGUCAAAUUUUAACCGAUCUUAAUGUUCCCACGCGAGAUAUCUACGUGUAUACCUUUGAGGAUGUCGAAUUUCCUAAGAAAUAUGAUAGCUGUUAUCUCGAUUUCCUAAAAGACAUACUUAAAGAUAUUCAAAUUAUUCAAGGAGUUUCUAGUGCCUUUCUUCAUCCCGACUUUUCCAAAUAUACAGAGAAUUUAUCGAAAAUUGGAUUAAAAAUAGCAUCGAUCAAGAGAUAUUUAAAAACAUUGAAGGAAUUUCAUUCGUCCCGAUUACCAAAAGUUUGGGGCAAUCUUACAACUUACACUAUAAACACUCAAUCUUUAGAUUGCUUGAAUAACAUUAUUCUUCCCGCAUAUAGAGAAGUCGCGUGGAGUCAAAUGCCAUUGAUCGCGGAAGAUGUAAUACCAUCUCAACAAGUACUCGAAAAAUAUCCGUCAUUUGGUAAACCGGAUGUUUCUACUGUAGUAAGACAUCUCCGUUUUUUGUAUUCAAUACUUCGGUACGAUGAAGUAUGGAAGAAGGAUUGGACUGAUGCAUUUAAAAACAACAUCUAUGAGGUUUAUAAAUGGCUGAAUGAAGAAUGUAGUUCAAAUGUAGAUCGUGACUUAUCAGAACAUAUUUGUUUCGAACCAUUAUUCCUAAAUUUCCGUAGAAAUAAACAUCCAUUUAACCUUGAAAAUUGGGUUUCUGCGGAUGAUUUGGUAUUGAAUAGCGAAUUUGGCGAUGCGAAGAAUGUUUAUCCAGAUCUUGCUAAAUAUUCUACCAUGCUCAAAAGUGCCGGUGCUCGGGAAAUAAAACGACUAAAUGUUAAAAUUAAAAAUAUUGAUGACGCAAUUCAAAAAUUGAAUGAUAAUUAUCAAGAUUCAAAAUUGUCAUUGUAUAAAGACCUACUUGAGAUAUCAAGUGAUUACAAGUUAGACUAUUUGAAAGAGCUUAUGGAAUUGAGGCUCUCGCGAAUAGUUCACAUGUCAAACGUAGGAGAAAUGAAAACAUUUGCGGAAAUUUCAAGUGCCAGUCAACUUUAUGAGUAUUGCUAUCAAUUUAUUCGCGAUAAUAGUGAGUUGUAA